Molecule: messenger RNA, 1019 nt
Organism: Impatiens glandulifera
Lineage: Eukaryota; Viridiplantae; Streptophyta; Magnoliopsida; Ericales; Balsaminaceae
Product: WRKY DNA-binding transcription factor 70-like
Exons: 3
Coding region: 51-869 (272 amino acids)
Biological process (GO): regulation of DNA-templated transcription
Molecular function (GO): DNA-binding transcription factor activity; sequence-specific DNA binding
Source: RefSeq, a predicted model, not a curated record
UCUCCAUCUCUCUACUUCCAUCAUUCUCCAAAUAAUCUUUUCUUUCUUUAAUGGAAUCACCUUUGAUGGAAAAGGCAACUAAAGAGCUGAUCAUUGGAAGGGAAAAUUUGACAAAACUCAUAACACUAAUUGAAGAUCCAUCAAAUAUUAUCACUGAUUUAGUCGCCGGAAUUUCAAGAUCUUUCGAAUACUCUAUUCGUAUAUUGAAUUCCGGCGGCCAAUCAGGUGAUGGAAUUUCCGAAGAAACCGUCGACCGGAAAUCUGUGGAUUCCAUUCAGAGUAACAAGCGGCCGGCGGCUAGGGAUCGGAGAGGUUGCUACAAGAGGAAAAAAAUAUCAGAUUCAUCAAGUCUAUCUCCUACAAUGGAAGAUGGGUAUACGUGGAGGAAAUAUGGCCAGAAAUUUAUUCAUAGUCAUAAGUUUCCAAGGUGCUAUUUUAGGUGUACACACAAGAGCGACGGUUGCACAGCAAUAAAACAAGUCCAGAUUUCGGAAGAGGAUCACUCAUUGUUCCAAACAACAUACUUUGGCCAACAUACUUGUUCAAACAAAACAAAAUCAUCUUAUGAAAGCAUUCCCCUUACUAAUGACCCUUAUAUUGCAAACUUCGAUUCGAUCGCUACUCCGACAAGUGAGGAAAUGGAUCAUCCAUUAGAUGACAAAAGUUGUGUUAUUAAAGAGGGUGGCAAGGAGCUCCCGGAACUAAUUGACGCAAUGGCCUGGUCGGAUUUGGUAACGUUUGAGUCGUCUGAGAUGAUGUUCAAGGCUGGAUUUGAGGAAGAUGUCUCUAGCAUUUACAACUUUGAUUAUGGAGAUUUAAGCAGUGGAUUCGGAGUGAACAUCGACAAUGUCAAUCUAUUUCUUAAUUAGAAAUUCGGACAAGUGUUUAAGAUACCAAUAUGUCACGGAUUCGAUUUCAUCUGAAAGCGCUUUUAAAAUAGAAGCGGUGGGCAUAAUUGUGGGGUGUCAUUCUAUUUAUUUUUAAUUCAAAAGAAAAAAAAAUCCCAACAAGUAAUAAUA